AGACGAAAGAGGAGGCGGAAACUUCCCUGUGAACGGGCCACACUAUUUACAUAAACCUCCACUGUCGACUGCACAGGGCAGCACACAAUAUACCACCUUCAGACUGAUAUAAUGCGCUGCGUCUGGUUUGUGCCAAGGUUUGAAAAUGACCAAUUUACGCACGGCCCAGUUUUAUUAUUAUUAUUGAAAGUACAGCUGUAUUGUUAAGUAGUUUAGUCAGAGAAUCAAUGACAGCAUUGGGGCCUUUUCCGUCCUGGCGGUGUUAUUAGAUACAAUACAGAAAAAAUAUAAAGAAUUAAGUUUUAUUUUGACAUGUUACAACAUGCAAAUAGCACCAUUUCGGUGGAAUGGCCCAUUUACAGUAUAGAAGGAAGGUACACCAUUUCAAACUCAAUUACAAGUUAAUGGGGAGGACAGUGUAGCCACGUGAGUCGUGACCAGAGCGGUCCAGUUCUGAAUCGGUGACAUUUUAACCCCUGCGUCCGGACUCACCAGUUUGCAGGAUGUUUUGCGUCUGAGCGCAGCAGGAUUAAAGAGUUUACUGGCCGCAGGUGGUUGAUAAAGAAGGGCGGAGAGGUUACUCCGGUCACUUUGUCAAAUGAAAAUGUCCGCACCAACGUCCAGACGGAAUAGUUGCCGUGGAGUUGUGUGUGGAAACCGGGCAUCAUCUGAUUGCCAUGUCCGGCGCCGGGGCUCCAGCUGUUCUUACUUCUCCUCUGGAGCGCAAACUGAAGACUUUUCCGUCAGUCUGAGCCAGCCGAUAUUCACCAUAACGCUCCGGUUCUUGUUGGCAAUCGAUCUGUGGCUGUCCAAGAGGCUCGGAGUGUGCGCCUGUGAGGAGUCUUCAUGGGGCAGCAUACGGCCCCUGGUGCGGCUGGUGGAGUUCUCUGGGCAUGUCAUCCCGUGGCUCGUCGGCACCGUGUACACUCUGCUGCGGGGAGAGAGUGCGGCGGAGCAGGAGAUCAUGCUGAACUUGGCCCUGGCUCUGUUGCUGGACCUGCUGCUGGUCAGAGCUGUGAAGACUCUGGUCAGACGUCGCAGGCCUGCUCAGAACCGCUCUGAAAUCCUCUCCGCCUUCUUUGUGGAACGCUACUCCUUCCCCUCGGGCCACGCCACACGGGCGGCCAUGUGUGCCCGUUUCCUCCUUGCCCAGCAGGUGGACACAGCCUCCAUGCGGGUCCUGGUUGUGGGUUGGGCCACUCUGGUGAGCCUGUCCCGGCUGCUGCUUGCCAGACACUAUGUGACAGAUGUGGGCUUUGGCUUGGCUAUGGGUUACUGCCAAUAUAGUCUAGUGGAAAGGUUGUGGGUGACCUGGGACUGCCUGCAGGACCUACUGCUCAUGCGACUGAGAGAGAGACUCAACAAGGCUUAUAGUGGACUCUGGAUGGCAGAUUGGAAACGUUAGGCGUAUUGGAAGUGUUUGUGUGGGGAAAAUGUGUAGCAUGAGUGUGUGUAAUUCAGGAAUUCCCUGCUGUUAUAAAAAAGUGAAUUUGACUAUUUAUUGGAUUAUAUCAGAAUUACUUCAGUAUGCUUAUAAUUUCUUCUGUUUGUAUGUAUAUUUCUUUGUGUUCUUUUUAAUUUUUUGAGAGAAGAAUGAAGUGGAAAUAUUGAAACUGGAUGGCUUGGGUAGUUACUGAUGGGUUGUAGCAUAUCAGCUUGUUUGCACAAUGGUGCUGAUGAUGCAUGGACUUAUUCUUACAAUGCUGAAACCAAAGCUGAAUUUAAAUAGAGCCCUUUUUUAAAAUAAAAAGCCGAGAUGAGUACCAUUUA
Molecule: messenger RNA, 1770 nt
Organism: Dicentrarchus labrax (European seabass)
Lineage: Eukaryota; Metazoa; Chordata; Actinopteri; Moronidae
Product: polyisoprenoid diphosphate/phosphate phosphohydrolase PLPP6-like
Exons: 2
Coding region: 599-1405 (268 amino acids)
Molecular function (GO): sphingosine-1-phosphate phosphatase activity
Source: RefSeq, a predicted model, not a curated record